UGUAUCGAUUCGUAGCUUCAGUCCCGCGACUAGCGUGGUAACAGGAAAUGACGACAUCUUCCUGGCGUCUAGAACCAUCGCGAUAGCUCGAAACAUGCUUUUCGAAUAAACGUUCGGGUGCGAGCGCGUGCGCGGCGUUGCCUGUGUGUCGUCUGUGUGCGUGCGUCCACGCACGUGUAAUCGACCGCGUUUUGGCGUUCAAGGAUUCCAGUAUUUUCUGUUUAACGUAUCAAGGAAUCAUCUAGGCGUUUCAUACGCUUUGAAAACGCAAUCUUGCAUUGUCUGAGAAUAUUUUUUUACCCAGACUUUUUUUGUCAAAGAAUUCAGAGACUUAUCAGAGAAUUUUUUAUACAUGAACAUUCAUGGAUCCCGGAAUACUUUCCAGACUGAUCCCUCAGAACAAAGAGCAUGUACGACCCGCCUGCAAAAAAUGCGGAUACGCCGGACACUUAACCUAUCAAUGUCGCAAUUUUAUCAAAAUCGAUCCCAACAAGGAGAUCGUGCUGGACGUCAGUAGCACGAGCUCGGACAGCGACGAGAAUUAUGUAACCCCGUUGACAGAAUUACGGGAACGUGAAUUGAAGAAGAAGCUGAAGGAGGCUAAGAAAAAGCGCAAGGAGAAGAAGUCCAAGAAGAAGCGUAAGAAACGCGAGAGGUCGGACAGCAGUGACAGCGAGUCCGAGUCAGAAGCGUCCAGCGAGGAAGAAAAGAGACAUAAACAUAAAAAGAAAAAGAAAAGCUCCAAACAUAAGAAACGUAAGAAGCAUAAAAAGGACAGUUCAUCCGAGAGCAAUGAGGACAGUGAUAAAAAAUAAAUUGUGAUCGUGAGUUAUGAGCCAAUCCUUCCAGUUCAUUCCAAUUUAUUCUAUCAUUGAAUAUUAAACGUUGAAUGAUUAUGACUUUUUGUCAUUAUAUAUGCAUCUCCUUCUUACAUAUACUGACUCAGCACAUGUAACACGAAUAUUUUUCCAUAUAUAAAAGACGAAGAAUACGUUUGUAA
This is a messenger RNA of Formica exsecta, 1000 nucleotides long. Its product is annotated as protein SREK1IP1-like. NCBI's taxonomy places the organism in Eukaryota, Metazoa, Arthropoda, Insecta, Hymenoptera, Formicidae. Gene Ontology annotation, molecular function: zinc ion binding; nucleic acid binding. The record is from RefSeq and is a predicted model, not a curated record. The transcript is spliced from 2 exons. Bases 363 to 815 code for a protein of 150 amino acids.